Molecule: messenger RNA, 363 nt
Organism: Macadamia integrifolia
Lineage: Eukaryota; Viridiplantae; Streptophyta; Magnoliopsida; Proteales; Proteaceae
Exons: 1
Coding region: 1-363 (120 amino acids)
Source: RefSeq, a predicted model, not a curated record
AUGACGACUCCAAGAGUUUUCUGGUGUGAUGUUUGUGGUCGUCUCGUUGACAGGGGAUGCUGGAUCUACUAUUGUCAUGAGUUUGACUAUGGAACCCACUUGGGUUGUGCCAUAUUUGAUGCAGGAGAAGCUUCAAACAAGCCUUCGAGCAAUCCGGCGAACCUCGGUGCUGAGAAACCAAUGGAGACCCCUAUUCGAGCACUUGGCGGUGGCGGUGUUCUAUCAAGGAAAGAUGAAGAAGAGGAGCAAGCAUUGAGGAAGCAAGUGGUGGAUCAGAUGAAGGAUACUGAACUUGAGAUUGCUUGGCUUCAAAAUCAGUAUGCUAGCUAUAUUGCACAACUGAUGAAUUGGUCUCAUUGUUAA